CACUGUUCAGACCGUUCCUCUGAAAAUUAUUAUUGUGGUCAAGAAAAUGAGUGGCUAUAAGGAGAAGCCAGCUGACGAAAGUUAUUACACAUCCGGACCCCAUCAAUUAGGGGAUCCGGACGAUAAGUCAUUGCGUAAGGUAGAGGUAGAGAUUCUCAUACCCAAGAUCAUGCGAGACCGUGCCAGAGAAGAGAAAUGUAUCCAAGAAGUGGCGGAAUUUACAAAGUGUGGCAAGGAGAAUGGGCUUAUGUUGGUAUUUUCAUGUCGAAGGGAGAAUGAGAAGCUAAAGAACUGCCUAACAAAGUGGUAUCAAAAUGAGAGCUUCAAGAGCGAAUGCCGGCAAAUGUACUUAGACGAUAGGACAGAAUACCGCAGAACGGGCAUAAAGAAGAAGCAUCGGAACAUCACAGAACAACAGUGAUUUAGUGUAAUAAUCAGUCUAUUCAUGUUGGAUGAAAAGAAAAUCGCCUGGGAUUAACUUCACUGACUGUAAAAUUAUUAAACUUAUCUGCUAAA
Messenger RNA from Phlebotomus argentipes, 516 nucleotides. Its product is annotated as COX assembly mitochondrial protein homolog. Lineage: Eukaryota; Metazoa; Arthropoda; Insecta; Diptera; Psychodidae. The transcript is spliced from 2 exons. Gene Ontology annotation, cellular component: mitochondrion. Bases 47 to 421 code for a protein of 124 amino acids. The record is from RefSeq and is a predicted model, not a curated record.